GCCAUCUUUGAGAAUAGCAGCAACGAUACCUUGUUCAUAAUCCAUUUAUAACAACCUUUGAAACUCAUCUUUUUUGCUAAAAAUGGUUAAGAUGAGGCCAGAAACGAAGAAGAGGGUCCAGACUGUCAUAAAAUUUAGCAAGACAGCAUUUCAUUGGGGUUUUAUCCCGCUGAUUAUAUAUCUGGGUACGUUAACUCACGUAUCUGCAGCAUAGCUCGUAUUUGGUCAUAUUUCCCGGGACUAAAUUGUGCUAAAUGAUCUUAGAAAUAACUAUAGGAUAUAGAAGGUACUUACUAGAGCACGAUCUCGUCUCUUUUCAGGACUAAAGCAGGGUGGAGAGCCUGGAAUGCCUGAACCAACUUUGUUAAGGUAAACCAGUUUGUAGAGAUCACUAAGCACGUGUGAAGAACACCGUAACUUAAAGGCUUUGGUGUAACUUGUUUGAGUGUUUCCGGGAAUAAUUUCUGCUCUCUUUUCCUCAUUUUUGGGGUUGAUUUGCUCGUACGUCACCCAAUUUUAUUGUUCACAAACAGUACUUAAAGUUAGUCAUAUGAUAUAUAAAACAUGUGUUAUUUGACCGAUGUUUACAAAGCUCCAUUUUAGGUAGCGUUUUUCUCUGAUUGUGUAAUUUCUGAUUGAGUAAUUUCCAUCGGCUUAAUACGUUUUAGGUAAGAAUAUCGACAGUCUUUUAAUGGUCCAACAGGUGUUUAACUAAAUUUUUUUAUUUACUUUACCUUAGCCUAGUCACUGACUAUUUAUGUUACCAAUAGACGUCACAAUGUGGGUAGGAACAAAAACGAGGUGCAGCAGAGUGUGUCACCGAUGUUCUUAUCACAUUUUGACCUCAUCUGUGACCUACUACUGAGCAGACUUACAGCAACAUGGCAUCUAUUUGUGCUCUAUAUUUUAUAAAGAAGCUAAACCUGUUGUUGUUAUUGUCAUCCAUGGGUGCAUCUUCUGAUAUAUUAUAAGCAAGAACCAAUCAACAUGCAGAUAUAAUUCAGCUUAUUAUAUAUUUUAGUGUAUUCAGCUCCACAACACCCAAGCUCCAAGUAUUACCAUGCCAUCUACUUAUAGUAAAAAAAAGAGAGAAAUUUGAAUUUUUUUUUUUAUUGUCAGUCUUCUUUGGGC
Molecule: messenger RNA, 1131 nt
Organism: Pocillopora meandrina
Lineage: Eukaryota; Metazoa; Cnidaria; Anthozoa; Scleractinia; Pocilloporidae
Source: the annotation of a GenBank genome assembly